Fusarium sp. VM40 is the source of this 1014-nucleotide messenger RNA. NCBI's taxonomy places the organism in Eukaryota, Fungi, Ascomycota, Sordariomycetes, Hypocreales, Nectriaceae. The record is from the annotation of a GenBank genome assembly.
AUGGAGCCAGUUCCUGAAACAGAGCGCAUGGAGGAGUUCCGUCCUGCCCCUACGCCAGCUCCUGUUUCCGUCUCUGCAUCGCCCUCUGCCUCUCCAGUGGUUCCAUCUCUGCGACUGCAGAGCCCCAACUACAUCUCUAACCUCAGCAUCGACCUGCCCCGAAAGCCGCCCAACCUGAGACGAAGCACCGACCCCAGUCCAACUUCGCCAGCUUCACCAUCUUGGUCGGUCUCACCCUUCAUACCGUAUCGACCACGCACGACUUCUCCGCUUUCGGGCGCUCACACCAGAUCUCGCUCAACAACAAGUCUCGCGCCCCCAAUGUCCCGCACUCAGUCCAUGCCAGGCGUCAAUGGCUCGGGGCAUAUUUUGUUUCUGCCCCAUCACCGUCCCGGAAGCCCCUCUGGAUCACCUAGUAGAGUCCGAAUCCCACGAAAGCCAGCUGAUGAGGCUUUCCCGCCCAUCUCCCCCAUUAGAACUUCGGUCCUCGAACCCGAGCAAAGACAUGGCGAAAAACGAAGCACUUCUCCCAUUAUGGGUGUUUCUACAAGCACCCCGGCCCGACUUCGACGACCAUCCUCUCCUCUGCGGAGCUUGACAUCUUCAAGUGCUGGCUCUCUAGGAGUAUUCCCCUCGACUCCGUCAUCCUCAAUUUCGUCAUCGUCUUCUUAUCGAAGCUACGACGCCCUUUCAGGAAGCUAUGGAACGUCCUAUUCUUCAGUGCCAUCCACGCCAACAUCGACUAGGUCCCGAAGCCCCAGCAUCUCCAGCUUGGAAACAAUUCCCGACACACCUGAUGCCGAGGAAGAGGCGCUGGAAGCUGAAAGAAUUGCCCAGCUCAAAGCCGAUGCAGAUGCUGCCGAGGGGAAUGACUCUUCUGACCUGAAAGGGAAAGAUGGGCAGGUGCGAGGACGUACGAUGGGCUUUGGCUCCAGGGACAAGCGAAAGCGUUGGAGUGUGUGCGGUGCUGAGCGAAGAGGGGAUCUCGAUCUUGAGACAAUCUGGGAGGAUUGA